Messenger RNA from Diospyros lotus (date-plum), 1365 nucleotides. RefSeq names its product ethylene-responsive transcription factor SHINE 2-like. Lineage: Eukaryota; Viridiplantae; Streptophyta; Magnoliopsida; Ericales; Ebenaceae. The transcript is spliced from 4 exons. Gene Ontology annotation, molecular function: DNA-binding transcription factor activity; DNA binding. The coding region runs from base 473 to 1111 and encodes 212 amino acids. The record is from RefSeq and is a predicted model, not a curated record. Gene Ontology annotation, biological process: regulation of DNA-templated transcription.
UAUAUUUAUAUCACGAAGAUACAAAAUUUUAUUAUCCCGUUGAGAUGGACUAAUGAAACAUUAAAUAUGAGUGGUUAAAAAUUCAAGUUGAUCUGACUAAAUAGAAAGAAAAAACCCUUAAAUCAUCCAAAUAGCCUCAUCGACCGACUUUUAUAACUCUUCAACUCAUAAAUUAUAUAACCCAAAAAAAAAACCAUAUAAUUAAACAAUCCAAAAACUCACCACUCAACUUCAUUCCAGUACUCGACUAACUCGAACCUCAAAUUCUGGGUGGCAACCGACAAUUUAGUUUGAUUUGCUGCUCGCCAACACUUAACUAACAACAUGAAGGUCUCCAAAAAGUGAAAUCCUUUAUUAUUGCCCUGCAAAGGACGUUUCGUGGCAGCACCGACACACCAAACAACCAAACCAGACAUUAUUAACUACACCAAUAUAUAUAUAUGUAUAUGUAUCUUCUUCUCACUCUUCAUGAAUGAAGUUCAGAGGUGUCCGGCAACGCCAGUGGGGCUCCUGGGUAUCCGAAAUCCGACACCCUUUGCUGAAGAGGAGGAUUUGGCUGGGGACGUUCGACACUCCGGAGGCGGCGGCGAGGGCGUACGACCAGGCGUCCGUGCUCAUGAGCGGACAAAAUGCCAAGACCAAUUUUCCGGUCCCGGCUGCGGCUGCGGGGGAAGGCCUAGAAGACAGCCGGCCGGAGGCGUCUCCGGAAGCAAUGUCCACCAUUCUCAGCGCCAAGCUCCGGAAAUGCUGCAAAGAGCCGUCGCCGUCGGUGACUUGCUUGAGGCUCGACACUGACAGCUCCCACAUCGGAGUUUGGCAGAAGCGGGCCGGGCCGGGUUCGGUCUCGAACUGGAUUGUGAAAGUCCCGCUAGGAAGGAAUAUGGAGAAGAGAGAUGGCAUGAUGGUUGGCGGGUCCUCGUCCUCCUCGUUUUCUUCUUCUUCUUCUUCUUCCUCGCAGGUGACGUCUCAGGCCGAGGCCGGCGGCGAUCAGAUGGAUGAGGAGAAUAGGGUUGCCAUGCAGAUGAUCAAAGAACUUCUCAACUGGAACCCUGCAACAGCAGUACCAAAUGGAGUUGACGUCGAGGAAGGGAUAUUUCCCUCUCUUGUAUGAAUGUUAAUGGCGGCCGGGUGUUUCAGAAUUAGGGUUUUGCUGGAAGUGACUGUAAUCUGCAGAAGACGACAAGGACGACGACGACUAGGAGAAUCAGCUUCUUAUUGUAAAAAUAUAAUCAGUUCGUAAUAUGUAUAAUAUGAAAGUAGAACUAGCUAGAAGAAGAAUAAUUAAUGGUGACACAUGCAGCAGCAGGGAUAUGUACGUAUAGGAUUAUACUAAUUGUAUAAGAUUAGCAAAUAAUUAAUUAUGUA